UGAUGUCGCAAAGAGUCCAAAGGGAUGAAAGGCACUUAAGCAGAUGGGUUGGUUUUCGGCAUGUGCUGGCGCUUAAGUACUCAAGUCGGCAAGAUCCGACCCAGUAACGGCAAAACUUCUGUCGGGAGUUUCUGACGUCCGCGGCGUCCAAUGGAUGGAGAUGAGCUCUCGGACCGGCUCUGCGUUCUCGGCGAUCAGGACGUGAUGGGCGACGCGCCCGCCUUCGACCUCCCGGCGUCCCAAAGUCUCCCAUCGCCGCGCGACCCGGCAGGCGAGAGCGUCUACGCGGAGCUCCGGACCGUGGAGGGCGAGGUGGACGGCUCGGGGGUCUGGUUCCCCGUCGGGAAGAUGUCGGAGGUUCCCGCGCCGAUGAUGGCGAUGACUCCCGCUUUAGAGCCGCCAUGCGGUCCCGGUUUCAUGAUGCCUUACAGCCACGGCCUGUCUCUCCCCUACGACUGGUCGGCAAGUCCCUUUCAUUCUGACCUGUGUGAAGAGCCACCAGCGGCAACGAUGCAACCCGAGGGUGUCAGCUUGAGUACGAUUGGACACAUGAAAAGUCAUGUUGCGCAAAGAAAUCACUUUCCUUGUGUUGCUGCCCAAUCACCAAACUCAUCCAGGUCAAAGAAAGGCGAGGACCACCGGGACGAAAAGAAAAGUGAAAAGUACAUCAAGAAGCCGCUAAACGCCUUCAUGCUGUUCCGGCAGGAGCAAAGGCCCAGAGUUGUCGCUCUGUUCAACAUUCGCAACAGCGCCGAUGUCAACAAAGUGGUGGGACAGAUGUGGAAGUCGCUGUCAAAAACGGAGCAGAGGAAGUACUUUGAGCUUGCCGACGCCGCAAAACUCCUCCACACCCAGCAGCAUCCCGACUGGUCCUGCACUGAAAAUUAUGGUAAAAAGCGAAAGAGGCAAAGGGUGAAAGUUAACUGCAACAGUCAAGAGGACUCUUGCCAGGGCAAGAGGCCAGACCUCGAGUCGGUCGAGACUCGUGCAACAAAGGAUGAUGUUCAUCAGAAGGCGGCCAUGUCCCAAAAGCAACUGCGAGUGAUGCUGGAGUUCAUGCUUUAACCAAACCACCUGGUCUCCUAAGUUCUUGUUUCUUACAACUUCAAUAAAACUAUUUGAGCUGCG
Molecule: messenger RNA, 1128 nt
Organism: Syngnathoides biaculeatus (alligator pipefish)
Lineage: Eukaryota; Metazoa; Chordata; Actinopteri; Syngnathiformes; Syngnathidae
Product: transcription factor 7-like 2
Exons: 9
Coding region: 151-1065 (304 amino acids)
Biological process (GO): regulation of transcription by RNA polymerase II; canonical Wnt signaling pathway
Cellular component (GO): beta-catenin-TCF complex
Molecular function (GO): RNA polymerase II cis-regulatory region sequence-specific DNA binding; DNA-binding transcription factor activity, RNA polymerase II-specific
Source: RefSeq, a predicted model, not a curated record